ACUGACAUAUUUCAGAAAUAAAUUCGUAUUUAUUUACGUAUUUAACAACGAAAUAGUUGCAGAUUCUACAUUCUCGUAAAGAAAACUAGUGUAAAAUGUUUCCUAAUAUAGUGAAUCGAGUGUGCAGAACCGCUAGGAGUCCACCGAUUUUGAGCCAGGUGCGCACGAAAGCAGCGUACGAGGGAGAAGGCAAGAUGACGGUGCGCGUCAUCAACCAGGAGCAGGAUCUGGGGCUGAUGAUAGACUCGUAUGCCACUUAUGGCUUCAGACUUAACAAUGGCAUCACAGUAUUAGGACCCGUAGCAAUAUUUCCGAGGACGAUGCUGUCGUGGCAGGUGCGGGGCGCGGAGGACGUGACGGCGGACUCGCUGCGGUUGUUCAAGGUGCUCGAGCCCAAGAUAGACCUCCUCGUCAUAGGGCUGGAGACCAAGGAGCGGCCGGCCCUGGACGCCGUGUUCCGCGCGUCUCGCACCGCCGGCCUCAACGUGGAGCUGCUGCCGGUGGAGCACGCCUGCUCAACCUUCAACUUCCUCAACGCCGAGGGACGGUACGUGGCUGGUGCGCUGAUCCCGCCGCUGCACAUCGAUCUCAACGAAGAUGACAUGCUGCAGUCAAAACUACACUACGGGAACCUGUACAAGAACGACUUCUAGACCUGACCUCACCUGGCCUGACCCAACACCAUAGAAUGAGGACGCGUCUGAUGCCGUAGAAUGGUGUCAAUAUUUAUCUCAUGGUUUCAAUUUUUACUUGGAUUGAAAUUACAUACAUACAUACAUAAA
Pectinophora gossypiella (pink bollworm) is the source of this 782-nucleotide messenger RNA. Its product is annotated as NADH dehydrogenase [ubiquinone] 1 alpha subcomplex assembly factor 3. The record is from RefSeq and is a predicted model, not a curated record. The transcript is spliced from 7 exons. Lineage: Eukaryota; Metazoa; Arthropoda; Insecta; Lepidoptera; Gelechiidae. Bases 96 to 653 code for a protein of 185 amino acids. Gene Ontology annotation, cellular component: mitochondrial inner membrane. Gene Ontology annotation, biological process: mitochondrial respiratory chain complex I assembly.